Molecule: messenger RNA, 1668 nt
Organism: Ctenocephalides felis (cat flea)
Lineage: Eukaryota; Metazoa; Arthropoda; Insecta; Siphonaptera; Pulicidae
Gene: mmy
Product: UDP-N-acetylhexosamine pyrophosphorylase-like protein 1
Exons: 1
Coding region: 209-1660 (483 amino acids)
Biological process (GO): UDP-N-acetylglucosamine biosynthetic process
Molecular function (GO): UDP-N-acetylglucosamine diphosphorylase activity
Source: RefSeq, a predicted model, not a curated record
GGGUUGAGUAGAGUGGCGAUGGUAAUAGCACAACACAUUUCAGUUUCUGUCAAAGUGAAACGUCAAGCGAAAUACAAAAUGCAAUUAGUCGUGACUUUCGCUCGGCACCGUGAUGUGUGUUUUCGGGAGAUAGUCAAUUUUAUAAUCGAACAAAAUACGGCAUGUAUUAAAUGAAACAAAAAAACAAAUUUUAUAAAUAACAUACAAAAUGUCACGACUAGAGGAGAUAAGAAAUAGGUUAGAAACACACAAGCAACAACAUUUACUGCAGUUUUGGGACGAAUUAAACGAUGUUGAACGCGAUGAACUUAUCCAAGACAUCGAUGAAUUGAAUUUGGAAGAAGUUAAUUUGUAUUUUGAGAGAGCGUCAUCGGAUUUGGGCGAUAUUAAUGGAAAGUUAGAUGAUCUACUUAAACCGAUUCCUAGUGACCAAUAUGAAUCCGUUGACACGACAGAUCCCGCGCAAAUUCAAACAUAUUAUGAAGAAGGUUUGAAACAAAUAUCGCAGAACAGGGUCGGAGUGCUGUUGAUGGCGGGCGGACAAGGCACAAGGCUUGGAUUUUCCUCUCCCAAAGGUAUGUACAAGGUUGGUCUACCCAGUCAAAAAUCUCUGUUUCAAAUUCAAGCUGAGAGAAUACGACGGCUGCAGCAACUCGCUUAUAAACAAACAGGUAUCGAAGGGAAUAUUACAUGGUAUAUAAUGACGAGUGAACACACUAUGCACCCCACGAUGGAUUACUUCGAAAGCAAUGAUUACUUUGGCCUAGAAAGGUCAAAUGUAAUAAUGUUUGAACAAGGAAGUAUGCCCUGUUUUGACUUCGAAGGUAAAAUAAUCUUGGACCAGAAACACAGACUCGCCAUGGCCCCAGAUGGCAACGGAGGUUUGUACCGUGCUCUUCGAGACAGAGGAAUUUUAGAUGAUAUAGAACGAAGAAAUGUACAUUUUUUGCACACACACAGUGUGGAUAAUAUAUUGAUUAAAGUUGCAGACCCUGUAUUUGUUGGUUAUUGUUCUUUAAAUAAUGCGGAUUGCGCAAAUAAAGUUGUUGAAAAAACUUCUCCAACCGAAGCCAUUGGUGUCGUCUGCAAAGUGGAUGGUAAGUAUCAAGUCGUUGAAUACAGUGAAAUAAGUUCUGAAACCGCGCAUUUGAGAAAUAAAGACGGUCGCCUUACAUUUAGUGCUGGAAAUAUUUGCAAUCAUUUAUUUUCUGCACCCUUUCUACGAAAGGUGGCAAACAUUCAUGAGGCAAAACUAAAGUUGCAUGUUGCCAAGAAAAAGAUUCCUUACGUUGAUAAUUCAGGUCAUAGAAUAACACCAGAUAAGCCAAAUGGUAUCAAAAUUGAAAAGUUUGUGUUCGAUGUUUUUGAGUUUGCAGAAAAUUUCUUAGCAUUUGGAGUUAAACGGGAUGUUGAAUUUAGUGCUUUGAAGAAUUCAGAUAGUGCUGGAAAAGACUGUCCUUCGACAGCAAAAGCAGAUCUUUUGAGACUGCAUAAAAACUACAUUGAACAAGCUGGUGGAGAAGUACUCGAUUAUUGUGAAAUAUCUCCUUUAGUCACUUAUGCCGGUGAGGACUUGGAAAAUCUCGUAAGAAAUAAAAUAGUCAGCAAUCAAAUUGUUGCUGCAUCAGAAGAAAUAAUUUUAACCAAUGGUAAUCAUUGAUUGAUUGA